Messenger RNA from Selaginella moellendorffii, 3940 nucleotides. RefSeq names its product DNA-directed RNA polymerase III subunit 2. Bases 298 to 3777 code for a protein of 1159 amino acids. Gene Ontology annotation, cellular component: RNA polymerase III complex. The transcript has 36 exons. Gene Ontology annotation, molecular function: ribonucleoside binding; DNA-directed RNA polymerase activity; DNA binding. Lineage: Eukaryota; Viridiplantae; Streptophyta; Lycopodiopsida; Selaginellales; Selaginellaceae. Gene Ontology annotation, biological process: DNA-templated transcription. The record is from RefSeq and is a predicted model, not a curated record.
AGAGCGCGGCAAUCUGGCGGGCCGCUCGGCCAGGAAUCUCUUCACCUGGAUUUCCAUGCUGCGGCAUUUGCCGGAUUGAUCCUACACGAGGCAUCGCGAUCCCGAUCCCAGGGAAUGCUUGUUUGAUGCGACGCUGGGCGGGAGAUCAAGGGAGUCUGUGCAGAUUGGAGGUCUUUCCGCGAGGAUUUCUUCUUCCAGUGCGACACCGCGGUGCUAGGGUUCUGCUAGAUCGAUGCCGGAGAUGUUUCAAGCGGGGAUAUUUGCUUCUCAAGAACCCUAGAAGGGUUUUGGGACCAGAUGUCUCCCGAGCAAGGGAGCUACGCUGGAUUGGAUGCGCCAGUGAAAACUGCUGUGGACAAGUUCCAGCUUCUUCCAGCGUUUCACAAGGUCCGGGGUCUUGUGAAGCAGCACCUCGAUUCAUACAAUUACUUUGUGAAUUGCGAGAUCAAGAAGAUCAUCCAUGCCAAAGGAAACGAGAAGAUCACUAGCGAUGUCGAUCCCAACUUUUACAUCAAGUUUUUGGACAUUUUCGUUGGAACACCAUCGAUCGAGCAAGACUACAUUCGGCAGGAUAUUACCCCGCAGCAGUGCCGCUUGCGAGAUAUGACGUAUUCUGCCCCUAUCAGUGUUGAUAUCGAGUACACAAGGGGCAAGGAUAUCAUAACUCGCAAGGGAAAGGAUGGCCAGGGAGCACAAGUAAUUGGACGCAUGCCAGUGAUGCUAAGGAGCUCUCGUUGCAUUCUUACUGGAAAAUCUGAUGCUGAACUUGCGAAGCUUGGAGAAUGCCCGCUCGAUCCCGGUGGCUAUUUUGUUGUGAAAGGAACAGAGAAGGUGAUUUUGAUUCAAGAACAACUUUCCAAGAACAGGAUCAUCAUUGACUCUGAUAGCACUGGGAGCGUCACAGCCUCUGUCACUAGCAGUACACAUGAGAGGAAAAGCAAGACGAAUAUCAUCAUAAAGCAUGAAAAAAUCUAUGUAAAGCUAAACGUGUUCAGCGACGACGUUCCCAUAGUUGUGGUCAUGAAAGCUAUGGGAAUGGAGAGUGACCAAGAGAUUAUACAGAUGGUCGGGACGGAUCCAAAGUUCGCUGGGAUACUUGCUCCUUCCAUGCAGGAAUGUGCUUCGUUGGGUGUAUACACAACUCAUCAAGCUCUUGAGUACCUUGGAACAAAGGUCAGGGUAAAUAGACAAUGGGGCAGCAAGCAAACUAAGUCUAAGGUUGAUGAAGCCCGUGAUAUCUUGUUAAACGUUUUUCUGGCCCAUGUAGCUGUUCAUAGAUACGAUUUCCGGCCAAAGUGCAUCUAUGUGGCACUGAUGCUCAGGCGGAUGCUAGAAGCGAUUCUUGAUAAAGAGUGUGUAGACGACAGGGACUAUGUUGGAAACAAGCGACUGGAACUCGCUGGCCAGCUUCUUGCUUUGCUGUUUGAGGAUCUCUUCAAAAGGUCUUGUAGUGAGCUGAAGAGCAAUGUGGAUCGCACACUAUCCAAAAUGAACCGUGCCUCUCAAUACGACGUUUCGAAGUCAUUGAAACCAGACAUGCUUACAAGCGGACUGGAAAAUGCAAUCUCUAGUGGCAAUUGGACAGUAAAGCGAUUCAGGAUGGACAAGAAAGGUGUCACGCAGGUAGUGUCGAGGCUCUCAUAUAUAGCUGCUCUAGGCCAUAUGACGAGAGUGGCGUCUCAGUUUGAGAAGUCGAGAAAAGUGAGCGGUCCUAGAUCUUUGCAGCCGAGCCAGUGGGGUAUGUUAUGUCCUUGUGACACUCCUGAAGGUGAAGGUUGCGGUCUCACAAAAAACUUGGCACUAAUGACACAUAUCACGACUGAUGAUGAGGAAGCGCCUCUGAUUGACCUGUGCACCAAUUUGGGAGUGGAGGAUAUCAACCUCCUGUCCGGAGAAGAGUUUCACUCUAAAAACGCGUUUCUUGUAAUGUUCAACGGUACGAUUCUCGGUAUUCAUCGCCGCCCGCAGCAAUUUGCGACGUUGAUGAGGAAGCUUCGACGGGCAGGAAAGAUUGGAGAAUUUGUCAGCAUUUUCGUUAAUGAAAAGCAGCGCUGCAUUUAUAUUGCUUCAGACGGUGGACGAGUCUGCAGGCCUGUGGUGAUCGCAGACCAUGGUGUAUCAAGAAUCAAGGAGCAUCACAUGAAGGAGUUAAAGGAUGGCUUUCGUACAUUCGAUGAUUUCUUAAGAGAAGGACUCGUUGAGUAUCUGGACGUCAACGAAGAAAACAAUGCUCUGAUAGCACUUUAUGAAAAAGAAGCAGACUCUACGACCACUCAUAUAGAGAUCGAGCCUUUUACAAUUCUUGGCGUAUGUGCUGGGCUGAUCCCUUAUCCCCAUCACAAUCAAUCGCCACGUAAUACUUACCAGUGUGCUAUGGGAAAACAAGCGAUGGGUAAUAUAGCCUAUAAUCAGCUUCAAAGAAUAGACACGCUACUCUACCUUUUGGUCUAUCCGCAACGUCCACUUCUCACUACCAAAUCAAUUGAGCUGGUUAACUAUGACAAACUUGGUGCUGGUCAAAAUGCAAGCGUCGCGGUUAUGAGCUACAGUGGUUAUGAUAUUGAAGAUGCAAUUGUCAUGAACAAGGCCUCACUUGACAGAGGAUUUGGGCGUUGCAUCGUUUUAAAAAAGUUCAGUUGCCUGGUUAGAAAGUAUGAAAACCGUACAAUGGAUCGGAUUGUUGCUCCGCGACAGCAUGGUCAUGCGACGUCACAGGUAGAUGCUCGUUUAUCAGCUUCCAAAUUACAUCCAUAUAUUCUACAGUUGCUUGAUCAAGAUGGUAUUGCUUCUGUUGGGGAGAGAAUUUACGAUAAGGACAUAUUCGUGAACAAAGAGAGCCCGAAGGAUGUGAAGACCACUUUCUUAAAUCCUCUAGCUUUGCCUGACAGUGCCUAUAGGCCUACUCCCCAGCGUUACAAAGGACCUCUUGGCGAAAGUGCAAUCGUCGACAAGGUUUUGCUGACUACAAACGAAAGUCAGCAGAUGGUUAUCAAGUGUCAAGUUCGACACACACGGCGGCCCGAGCUUGGAGACAAGUUUAGCAGCAGGCAUGGGCAAAAAGGUGUAUGUGGAACUAUAGUGGAGCAACAGGACUUCCCGUUCACAGAGCGUGGUGUAUGCCCGGACCUUAUCAUGAAUCCUCACGGAUUUCCAAGUCGUAUGACCGUGGGAAAGAUGAUUGAGCUGCUUGGAGGAAAAGCAGGCGUUCAAAGUGGAAAGUACCAUUAUGGUAGCGCUUUCGGUGAACCCAGUGGCCAUGCUGAUACUGUAGAAGCCAUAAGUGCCACCCUUGUCAAACAUGGGUUCAGCUACUGUGGUAAAGACCUUAUCUAUUCAGGUAUCACUGGGUGUCCUUUGCAAGCAUACAUCUACAUGGGUCCGAUUUACUACCAAAAGCUAAAACACAUGGUUUUGGAUAAAAUGCACGCUCGGGCUCAAGGCCCUCGUGUAGUAUUGACAAGGCAGCCUACUGAAGGAAGAAGCCGAGAGGGAGGUCUGAGGCUGGGGGAAAUGGAACGGGACUGCCUCGUCGCGUACGGCUCAAGCAUGCUCAUACUGGAGCGUUUGAUGAUUUCCAGCGACCAGUUUCAAGUGCAGGUGUGCACAAACUGCGGUUUGCUGGGCUAUUACAGCCACAAACUAAAAAUGAACUUCUGCUCGUACUGUAAAAACGGAGAGAACAUGGCCGCGAUGAAGCUACCGUAUGCAUGCAAAUUACUGUUCCAAGAGCUCCAGUCUAUGAACAUAGUUCCUCGUCUGCAACUGGCCGAAGCAUGAAAUAGAGCUCUUAAAUGCUUAUCAGGUUGCUUGUCUCUCGACGAAUUGGAAUGGAUUAUUCCACGUCGAUUCGAGAUUUUUGUGAGGCCGCGAGCUUGAUCGGAAAAACUUGGAUCAAGUUUAAUACAUCUCUGAAUAGAACCGCUGAUUUCUCGUUGGCAAA